GUGACACUAAUGAAAAAGUUAUGCAAGAAAAAUGUGACUAUAUUGCAAGGAGGAAUACAAAAUACUUUUUUGUAAUAAGUAUUCUCACAGCGUUAGCAGUAACAUUCGGUGGAUUAAUUAAGGCUCAGGAUAAUAUUACCUUACCGUACAAAGCAUCAUUUCCAUAUGAUUAUAACAGAAAAUGGCCAUUCUAUUUGACGUAUAUUUAUCAAACAUUAUUUGUUUUCAUGGCUUGUCUCGUGACCGUUGGAUUCGAAACGUUUUUCAUGACAAUGAUAAUACAAAUUUGUUCUCAAUUGGACAUCAUAUUUUACCGUCUGCAAAGUUUGCCAUUAAUGUUCACAGCUAACACUAAGACUGUUAUAUUCAGUAGAAAGGAGGCUAAGAUUAUCAAGAAAUGUGUAAUGCAACAUAAUUACGUUUACAGGUUUUGUGGAAAACUGAACAGUAUUUUUGGUGCUGUACUUGGUUUUCAAUUGUUUGGGUCGAUUUUAAAUAUUUGUACUCUUAUAUACAGUGUAUCGACAAAGAAUGUAAUUAAUGACAGGACUGUUAUACAGAGUAUGGCACUGGCAUCUGUUCUAUUCCAACUAUUUCUUUAUUGCCAUUUUGGACACGAGGUGAUGGUAAAAAGUUUAAAAGUAGCUGAUGUAAUGAACAUGAUGGAUUGGACAGUUCUGACAAAGAGUACACAACAGCAUCUUCUGUUAAUUUCUAUACGCGCAAGUCGUCCAAUAAUUAUAAUGAGCGGAUCAAUUAUUCCAGUCACAUACGAUACUUUUCUCUCGAUAUUAAAAACAUCUUAUACAGCUUAUAAUUUAUUGAAGACGAUAAAUGCGUAACGGAUGGUACGAACGGCUGCUGGAAAAUAAUCAACUGGAAAAACUUAUCAAUGAGUGAAUGUAUGAUGAACUAAAUAUAACAAAUAUCACGAAGGCAUAAAUGAAAGAAGAAUUGCAUUCACCCAGGAUUGACGAUAUUCCAAUCAUCCUUAAUAUUCUGAUAGAUCUGGAAAAUUAUUAACCCACGGCGAACGCCGAAAAUAGUCCCGAAAUACUCGAAUUGCGUGCUUAAAUUAAAAGGAUCAGGAAAGGAUCAGGUAUGAUCCUUUCCUGAUCGAAUUGCUUCCCUUAUGGUAAUUAGCGGCGUAUGGUAAUUGAAAGUGCAGACUAUGGAAUUACUUGUUAUUGCUACUGGGUGGCUACUGACUUUAGGUUUACAUUCUUCUUCUACAAAAUUUACGAAAACGAUUGAAUUUAUCAUUCUAAUUAAAAUUCGAUAGUUAUCAGCAAACCAACCAACCUUUGAAUUUGUACAGCAAAUA
Molecule: messenger RNA, 1324 nt
Organism: Leptopilina heterotoma
Lineage: Eukaryota; Metazoa; Arthropoda; Insecta; Hymenoptera; Figitidae
Product: odorant receptor 49b-like
Exons: 5
Coding region: 21-842 (273 amino acids)
Biological process (GO): sensory perception of smell; detection of chemical stimulus involved in sensory perception of smell
Cellular component (GO): plasma membrane
Molecular function (GO): olfactory receptor activity; odorant binding
Source: RefSeq, a predicted model, not a curated record